Messenger RNA from Lampris incognitus (smalleye Pacific opah), 3614 nucleotides. RefSeq names its product CSE1 chromosome segregation 1-like (yeast) (gene cse1l). The transcript is spliced from 25 exons. Gene Ontology annotation, cellular component: cytosol; nuclear envelope. NCBI's taxonomy places the organism in Eukaryota, Metazoa, Chordata, Actinopteri, Lampriformes, Lampridae. The coding region runs from base 70 to 2985 and encodes 971 amino acids. Gene Ontology annotation, molecular function: small GTPase binding; nuclear export signal receptor activity. The record is from RefSeq and is a predicted model, not a curated record. Gene Ontology annotation, biological process: protein export from nucleus; protein import into nucleus.
GAAAGCGGAGAGGCGAGCAGCCUGAGUUUAUCCGCACGCUGGCUGAGAGAGACCCGGAUCGCUACCAGCAUGGAGUUGAAUGAUGCUAACCUUCAAACCCUCACUGAGUUCCUUAGGAAAACAUUGGAUCCAGAUCCAUCAGUAAGACGUCCAGCUGAAAAGUUUCUUGAAUCUGUUGAGGCAAACCAGAACUACCCUGUGCUACUCCUCACUCUGCUGGAGAAAUCCCAAGACAACGUGAUCCGGGUCUGUGCUGCAGUAACAUUCAAGAAUUACAUCAAGAGGAACUGGCGCAUAGUUGAAGAUGAACCAAAUAAAAUAUCCGAAAUAGACAGAACGACAAUCAAAGCCAACAUUGUAAACCUGAUGCUAAGCAGCCCGGAGCAGAUUCAGAAACAGUUAAGUGAUGCCAUUAGCAUAAUUGGAAGGGAAGAUUUCCCCCAAAAGUGGCCUGAUCUUCUAACCGAGAUGGUUAAUCGUUUUCAAAGUGGAGACUUCCACAUCAUCAAUGGGGUGCUCCAGACUGCCCAUUCCCUCUUCAAGCGUUACCGACAUGAGUUUAAGUCAAAUGAGCUUUGGCUGGAGAUAAAGCUGGUCCUGGACACAUUUGCUCAACCUCUGACAGAACUGUUCAAGGCCACCAUAGAGUUGUGUCAGACUCACGCUACGGAUAUCAGCGCAUUGAAAGUUCUCUUCUCCUCUCUCACACUGAUCUCCAAGCUCUUCUACAGCCUUAACUUUCAGGACCUUCCUGAAUUCUUUGAAGACAACAUGGAGACAUGGAUGACCAAUUUCCAUAAUCUGUUGACCUUGGAUAACAAACUUUUACAAACAAAUGAUGAGGAGGAAGCAGGUCUCCUGGAGCUGCUGAAGUCCCAAAUCUGUGACAAUGCUGCUCUCUAUGCUCAGAAGUACGAUGAAGAGUUUCAGCCAUAUCUGCCUCAGUUUGUCACUGCUAUCUGGAAUCUCUUAGUAUCCACUGGCCAAGAGGUCAAGUAUGAUCUGCUUGUGAGCAAUGCCAUCCAGUUUUUGGCAUCUGUAUGUGAAAGACCACACUACAAGCAUCUCUUUGAGGACCAGAACACACUUACUAGCAUUUGCGAGAAGGUCAUUGUGCCCAACAUGGAGUUCAGAAGUGCAGACGAGGAGGCCUUUGAAGAUAACUCUGAGGAAUAUAUUCGAAGAGACCUUGAGGGAUCUGACAUUGACACUCGCCGUAGGGCUGCAUGUGACCUGGUGAGGGGCUUGUGUAAAUUCUUUGAGGGCCCUGUCACAGCAAUUUUCUCCGGCUAUGUCAACUCCAUGUUGGGAGAGUAUGCCAAGAACCCAGGGGUGAACUGGAAGCACAAGGAUGCUGCCAUUUAUCUGGUCACAUCUCUGGCAUCUAAAGCCCAGACGCAAAAGCAUGGAAUAACGCAGGCCAAUGAGUUGGUGAAUCUCACAGAAUUCUUCGUCAACCACAUCCUCACAGACUUGAAGUCCCCCAAUGUUAAUGAGUUUCCGGUACUGAAGGCAGAUGCCAUCAAGUACGUCAUGAUCUUCAGAAGCCAGCUCCCUAAGGAACAACUGCUGCAGGCCAUCCCUCUUCUGAUAGCUCACCUGCAGGCAGAGAGUACCGUGGAGCACACCUACGCUGCCCACGCCUUGGAAAGGCUGUUCACCAUGAGAGGUCCCAACAACUCCACACUUAUCACUGCGACAGAGAUUGGGCCCUUCACAGAGCAGCUGCUCAACCACUUGUUCAAGGCUCUGGCUCUUCCUGGCUCUUCAGAAAAUGAAUAUAUCAUGAAAGCAAUCAUGCGCAGCUUCUCCCUCCUGCAGGACUCCAUUGUUCCCUAUAUUCCCACACUCAUUGGCCAGCUUACACACAAGCUGCUCUUAGUCAGUAAGAAUCCCAGCAAGCCACACUUUAACCACUACCUGUUUGAGUCGCUGUGCCUGUCCAUACGGAUCACCUGCAAGGCCAACGCCACCACCGUCAGCAGCUUUGAGGAGGCUCUCUUCCCUGUUUUCACGGAGAUCCUCCGGAGCGACGUUCAGGAAUUUGUUCCGUACGUGUUCCAGGUGAUGUCCCUCCUCUUGGAGAUUCAUUCCAACUCCAUUCCCUCCUCCUACAUGGAGCUUUUCCCCCACCUGCUGCAACCUGUGCUGUGGGAGCGGACAGGAAACAUCCCCCCUCUGGUGCGCCUGCUCCAGGCCUACCUAGAGAAGGGGGGGGCAAGCAUUGCCAGCUCCGCGGCAGAUAAAAUACCUGGCUUGUUAGGAGUCUUCCAGAAGCUUAUUGCCUCCAAGGCCAAUGACCACCAAGGUUUUUACCUCCUCAACAGCAUCGUAGAGCACAUGCCUCCAGAAUCGAUCACUCAAUACAGGAAACAAAUCUUCAUUUUGCUCUUCCAGAGGCUACAAAGUUCCAAAACCACCAAGUUCAUCAAGAGUUUCUUGGUGUUCAUCAAUCUCUACUGUGUCAAAUAUGGAGCGAUUGCACUUCAGGAGAUCUUUGAUGACAUCCAGCCAAAAAUGUUUGGUAUGGUGCUGGAGAAGAUAGUGAUCCCGGAGGUCCAGAAAGUGUCCGGCCCAGUGGAGAAAAAGAUCUGUGCUAUUGGUAUUAUCAAAGUCCUAACUGAAUGUCCUGCAAUGAUGGACACCGAGUACACCAAACUAUGGACCCCGCUGCUGCAGGCCCUUAUUGGUCUUUUUGAGUUGCCGGAAGAUGACAGCAUCCCAGAUGAUGAGCACUUCAUUGACAUCGAGGAUACACCUGGUUAUCAGACCGCUUUCUCCCAGCUGGCCUUUGCCGGGAAGAAGGAGCACGACCCCAUUGGAGAGGCCAUCGGCAAUCCUAAGAUAUUGCUCGCCCAGUCUCUCCACAAGCUUUCCACUGCCUGUCCAGGACGGGUUCCCUCAAUGCUGAGUACCAGUCUGAAUGCAGAGGCCCUCCAGUUCCUCCAGGGUUACCUACAAGCAGCAACUGUCCAGCUCGUCUAACAAUAUAUGUAUAUUAAACCAUCUUCCUUUGACCUGUGAGGAGACCAGAAUAUACGGCACAAGGAGCGGGCACCGUUGCCCCCCCCCCCCCCGUGCCACACUAGUGAGCUGCUGUGACUGACUGAACUUACGCCCUUACAGAUUUGGUUUGACUUGUAACAGUUGAUGUGGCGUCAUCAGGGACAGGGCUAUUCUGAAUAUCGAAUGUUCCGUAGUGAUUGGAAGAUUUUAAAGGGUUUUUAAAAUGAAGUGUAAAGGAAAAGACAAUAGAGUGGACUUUAUCGGAUUACUUUUUUUUGUCCUUUGCUUGCUGUGUGGUAAUGGCAAGUUGAGAGGCUAGGUUCAGCAACAAUUUAGAUAUUGUGCUUUUUGAUAUAACCAACGUGUCUGUCACUUAACUAAAACGAUGAUAACAAAUAGGUUUGACAGUAUUCUGGAGCAUUGGACAUCUGAGCUAAAGGGGACAUUCUUUUAUUUUCUUUUUUUUUUUCUUUGUGCUUUCUUUCUAUGUUCGAGUUUCAUUUUACUGUCAUGUGACCCAUGGGUCAUACUCUCUGCAUGUUUACUGUAGGUUUUGUUUCAUGUCUGGUCAUCAUUUCUGCACUGUGUUAAUGUGAAUAAAGAAUUGU